AGAGUUCGUUUCCUGGACCGGUUCAUCGCGGAGGGAUUUGUAUUUUUUGUACAGUGUGUCGAAUCCUAGUCGUUUCUCCUCGGCUGCGUUCCGGUAUCCCGUACAUUUCUGUGCACUCUCCCUCCACAAGCCUCCCAGCCUGCUCCACGAUACGACAGAAGGCGGCGGGUUUGUUCCUCGUGGAUUCGAGCAGGGAAUACGAUGAGAUUGCCGGCUUCGACUCCGUGAGUAGAAGCGCAGGAAUUAGUGUAAGCAAGGGGACAAGUUGUUUUCGAACCUCCUGAAAUUCGAGCUGGCGUUUCAUCGCCGACCUCCGUAUAUAUCCACGGUUGUAUGGGGUGCCUCACUUCCACUCCUAACCGUCGAGACAGGCUUUUUUCUUGGUGUUCGCCUGCGCCUGUCGAAUUUCUUUCCGCAGCGAAGUUCGUAGCGAAGCUCGACGAAGAGCAGCACGCAGGAGCACAAAGCCGUCAAAACUGCGUAGCGCCACUUACUGUAUUCCCGACGAGUGUCUAGCUGUAGGGCACGUGGGUUCUUCCCCUUCAAGAGGAUGCUGAUCAUCGCAUAGCAGAUCCGUCGCGGAUAACACGAGGCUCAUCGUGAGCAUUCUCGGUAGAAACGAAGCGUGGAGGUCGUGGAAACAUCUGGGUUAUCCAGAAAGGUACGAGGUGCCAAGCGUCCCUCCAUAUCGUCGGGUUUCUUCGUGGGCGAGUUUCCGCGGCGUACGGCACCAGAAGGACGCGUUCACCUGCGUGGGAGAGGCAGCGACUUCGUGUAGGAUUUUUGUACCGUUCUCGUAGUCAAGAUGGCGAUGAAUGCCUUUCGUUUCGCUGGUGAUAUGCUUCACCUUCUUUCGAUCGUCUUGCUGCUUCUCAAGCUGCGACGAUCGAAAAACUGCGUCGGGAUCUCAUGCCGCAUGCAGGAGAUGUAUCUGCUAGUUUUCUGCAGUCGCUAUGUGGAUCUUCUGUACCACUUCAUAUCUGUUUAUAACACUGCAAUGAAAUUGUUCUUCAUCGCGUCAACAGCGUACACAGUCUACCUGAUUCGGUUCAAGCCGCCCAUCUCCCAAACCUAUGACAGACGCGCAGAUUCUUUUCCUUAUGAAAAGUAUCUGAUCCCUCCGUGCAUUCUACUGUCGUUGGUUACGGCAGAGGACUGGUCCGUUUCAGAGAUUCUGUGGGCCUUCAGCAUUUGGCUUGAGUGCGUUGCUAUUCUGCCCCAGCUAAUUCUUCUUCAGCAACUGCGAGAGGUGGAGAAUUUGACCGGCAACUACGUGGCGGCGUUGGGAGCUUACAGAUUCCUGUAUAUCCUGAACUGGGUGUACCGCUACUUUGCAGAGUCUCCCCCGUAUGUGAACUAUGUGGGCUGGAUCGCAGGAGUCAUUCAGACAGCUCUGUAUGUGGACUUCUUUUACUACUACGCCUUGUCCAAGUGGUACGGACAGAAACUUGUGUUGCCCGUCCACGCAGAAGUGUAGGAGGGGAAGACGACAAUGGAGUCGACGCUUUUAGGUAGUGUUGAGUCACUGUCUUGGAAACAAGGUUGCGUGACAGGGAAAUGGAGGAUGUGUCGGUCGAUGGUGGUCCUCUCUCAUGCUCAUCUGACAGUAUUAUCUUUGGUGUAUCUUGGUACAUUCUCAGCCUGCGGGCACGCUGGCCUGUCAGGCAAAUUUCGGACAACUAUUCUUUCCUCGCAGUUGUGAAUGGAUAGUUAACCAGUCGCCUCUCCUAGUCACCCUUCUAGCAUGACAUGUGUUAAUUCUUGGCUUCGUUUCUCUAACGGCGCACCCUUGUUGUCAUUCGCGACUAUUGUCUGAUAGAGAAUCGCAAGCGUCUUCUAAAGUGACUGGAAGUCUGUUUUUUUCGCACUUUCUCUCCUGUUUCCGUGGACGUGAUUCGGGAUUCUCCUGCAACAAACUGUACUGAACAAAGCGGAUGCGAACGAAAAUUUUCCAUUUGCCUCCCGGGGCGUCCGCAGCAGAGAGAUUCAAUACAGAUGGCAGCAAAGCGGCCACGUAGGGAACGGUCGCUGUUAGCGAAUCUAGUAGAGGACAUCGUUUCAAGUGACGGUGCCUAUGCUCACCUGCGGAUCUCCAUGGAAAUGAAUCUGGAUAACGGAAUAUAUCAACACCGUACGGAGCUCACGUUCACACUAACAGUUUUGAAGUCAUUUGGUAUGUAAUUCAUCCAGGAAAGCAGUUGCCUGCACGUGCGAAUAUAGACAAGUAUGUACGAAGCCGUG
Toxoplasma gondii ME49 is the source of this 2241-nucleotide messenger RNA. RefSeq names its product endoplasmic reticulum retention receptor. The record is from RefSeq and is a predicted model, not a curated record. Bases 806 to 1477 code for a protein of 223 amino acids. The transcript has 2 exons. Gene Ontology annotation, cellular component: endoplasmic reticulum; cis-Golgi network; membrane. NCBI's taxonomy places the organism in Eukaryota, Apicomplexa, Conoidasida, Eucoccidiorida, Sarcocystidae. Gene Ontology annotation, molecular function: ER lumen protein retrieval receptor activity. Gene Ontology annotation, biological process: protein retention in ER lumen; endoplasmic reticulum to Golgi vesicle-mediated transport.